AAAUUAGCUCAGCUCAGUUCAGUUUUCAAAAACCCUAGUACAGGUCCUGCUGAUCGGUCGGUGGGACGGUCCGUCGAGCCAUCGGAAGUCGCACAGUAUGAGGGAAGAAGAGGUGGAGAAGCUGAGGGGGGUAGUGCGCGACUGCGUGACCAAGCACCUGUACUCGUCGGCCAUCUUUUUCGCCGACAAGGUCGCCGCCUUCACCAAUGACCCCGCCGACAUCUACAUGCAGGCCCAAGCCCUGUUCCUCGGCCGCCACUUCCGCCGCGCCUUCCACCUCCUCAACGCCUCCAAGAUCGUCCUCCGCGAUCUUCGCUUCCGUUACCUCGCAGCAAAAUGCCUUGAGGAGCUGAAAGAGUGGGAUCAGUGUCUCCAGAUGCUUGGCGAUGCUAAAGUGGAUGAACAUGGGAAUGUGUAUGACAGCAAGGAUGUUAAUGUAAUGUACCCAGAUGAGGAUGGAGAAGACCGCGAGAUUAAUAUAUCUUCAGCAAUAUGCUUUUUAAGAGGGAAGGCAUAUGAGGCCUUGGAAAAUCGCGCUCAAGCUCGACUAUGGUACAAGGCUGCUGUGAAAGCUGAUCCUUUGUGUUAUGAGGCAUUGGAAUGUCUUAUUGAGAAUCACAUGCUAACAGGUGAAGAAGAGACCAGUUUACUUUCUUCAAUUCAAUUUGGUCCUGAAGAUGAUUGGCUCACCUCAUUCUAUUCAUGUCUGAUUAAGAAGAAUGAUGCAGAAAAUGUAGUUGAAGGCAAAUUCAUAGAACUUGAGAAGGAAGGAUACAAUUAUAACCAUUCUGACCCAUCUUUCGCGCAUACCUGGAAGAACAACACUGAUCUUUUAGUGUGCAAAGCGGAAUACUAUCAUCAGUGUGGUGAAUAUCAGAAAUGUUUUGAGUUGACUUCCGCGUUGCUUGAAAAAGAUCCUUUCCAUAUGAAAUGCACAUUGAUACAUGUAGCAGCGGCAACUGAACUUGGCCAUUCAAAUGAACUCUACCUCAUGGCAUGCAGUUUAACUAAAGACUAUCCAGAAAAGUUAACUGUGAGGACACCCUCUUUUUUUCCCCUCUGCAGAGCCUUGUCGUGGUUCGCUGUUGGCUGCUACUAUUACUGUAUCAAGAAGUAUGAACUGUCAAGGCGUUAUUUUAACAAGGCAACAAAUCAUGAUGGGACAUUUGCACCUGCGUGGAUAGGUUAUGGAAAUGCUUAUGCCGCUAAAGAAGUGGGUGAUCAAGCAAUGUCAGCUUAUCGAACUGCUGCGCGUUUGUUUCCUGGGUGUCAUUUGCCAGCUUUGUACAUCGGGAUGGAGUAUAUGCGAACUCAUAGCUUUAAACUUGCCGAGCAGUUUUUUAUGCAGGCUAAAUCUAUUUGCCCGACAGAUCCUCUUGUAUAUAACGAACUCGGAGUUGUGGCUUAUCACAAGAAGGAGUAUGAUAAAGCUGUAUGCUGGUUUGAGAAAACAUUAGCACACAUUCCAUCUGCUCUAAGUGAAAUAUGGGAACCGACCGUGGUUAAUCUCGGUCAUGUGUACAGAAAACUAAAGAUGUUCAAUGAAGCAAUUAAGACCUACGAGAAAGCUCUUACAUUAUCAACGAGAAGCGUGAGCACUUACGCGGGUCUUGCUUACACUUAUCAUUUGCAGGAUAAUUUUGCUGUUGCGAUUGAUAUGUACGAAAAGGCCUUGUGGUUGAAACCUGAUGAUAAGUUCUGCGGUGAGAUGUUGGCCAUCGCUCUUGAGGAGGGGGCUCAUCGCGGGAUGGACCCCAAAUUGGAGUAUCGUUGAUGGUGCGUGUGUCCUCCUUCAGCGUAGUAGUUGUCUGUACAUGUAAAUUCGUUAUGUCAUGCCUCAGGUAUCGAAUCAGGUGACUUAUGCAGCAUUAUACCGAUUUUGUACUGUGAUAAGAAUGGACAUUCCCAGCCACCAAUUUUGCUUGUAACAGAUUUCAUGGGACAUUGUUCUGGUCAUUUUUCGGCAUGUUUAUCCUCGUGCUAGCUGAAGUUUACAGAGUAGCAUCAUCUUCUCUGAGACAUAGUCAAUAAGGACGCAAUUAUUGCCAA
Punica granatum (pomegranate) is the source of this 2049-nucleotide messenger RNA. NCBI's taxonomy places the organism in Eukaryota, Viridiplantae, Streptophyta, Magnoliopsida, Myrtales, Lythraceae. The record is from RefSeq and is a predicted model, not a curated record.